This is a messenger RNA of Carya illinoinensis, 1850 nucleotides long. Its product is annotated as S-sulfo-L-cysteine synthase (O-acetyl-L-serine-dependent), chloroplastic-like. The record is from RefSeq and is a predicted model, not a curated record. The coding region runs from base 53 to 1285 and encodes 410 amino acids. NCBI's taxonomy places the organism in Eukaryota, Viridiplantae, Streptophyta, Magnoliopsida, Fagales, Juglandaceae. The transcript is spliced from 12 exons. Gene Ontology annotation, cellular component: cytoplasm. Gene Ontology annotation, molecular function: cysteine synthase activity.
AAACCUCCCCUCCCUCCAUUCGGACAAUCUAUUUCUUUGUUCUGCGACACCAAUGACGAUAAUGCUAUCAUCUCCUCUGCUUCUCCCUCCUCAUUCCUUGUUCCUUACCCGGCCCCAACGUCGCCGUUUUCUUUCCUUCAAAGCUCCAAGCGUUUCACCCGUUACCGGCGCUUUUGCUCGCAGAAGAAUGAUAGACACCGAUGCUUCCUCCUUCUACACCGUCAAAAGUGACCUCGACUCUGUCAACAUCGCAGAAGACGUCACCCAGUUGAUUGGGAGAACGCCAAUGGUGUACCUCAACAAAGUUACACAAGGCUGUUUAGCUAAUAUAGCGGCAAAACUUGAAUCUAUGGAACCUUGCCGAAGUGUGAAGGACAGAAUUGGUUAUAGUAUGAUAUCUGAUGCUGAGGAUAGAGGGGCAAUCACUCCUGGGAAGACGAUAUUAGUUGAACCAACUAGUGGAAAUACAGGACUUGGUAUUGCUUUUGUCGCUGCCACUAAGGGAUAUAAACUUAUAGCAACAAUGCCUGCAUCCAUAAAUAUUGAAAGGAGGAUUCUUUUACGUGCAUUUGGUGCGGAUGUUGUUUUGACUGACCCCGAGAAGGGUCUGAAAGGGGCUGUAGAUAAAGCCGAACAGAUUGUCCUCAGCAUGCCAGAUGCUUAUAUGUUUCAACAGUUUGAUAAUACUGCUAAUACCAAGAUACACUAUGAAACCACAGGGCCUGAGAUAUGGGAGGAUACUAUGGGUAGUGUUGACAUCUUUGUUGCUGGGAUUGGCACUGGCGGCACUGUUACAGGCACUGGGCGUUACCUGAAAAUGAUGAGCAAAAGCAUAAAGGUGUACUCGGGUCACUUGCGCCCCCGGCUCCCAUGCCUCCACCAACCUUGUCUCUAUCUUCAUAUCAUGAGUUACCUAGUGCUUAAGACUCUCCACCUAUUGCUCUCUGAAAAGAUUGUUGGUGUUGAACCUGCAGAGAGAAGUGUAAUAUCGGGAGGAAACCCAGGUUAUCUGCCAAGCAUUUUGGAUGUUAAAAUUCUGGAUGAGGUCAUCAAGGUUACCAAUGUUGAAGCUGUUGAAAUGGCAAGGAGAUUGGCAUUGGAGGAAGGUUUGCUGGUUGGUAUAUCAUCAGGAGCCGCUGCAGCGGCUGCAAUAAGUUUAGCAAGAAGGCCUGAGAAUGCUGGAAAACUUAUUACAGUUAUAUUUCCAAGCUUUGGUGAGAGGUACAUUCCCACUGUUCUUUUUCAUUCUAUCCAUGAAGAAGUAAGAAACAUGCCACAGAGAUAGCUUGAAACUGUUCCAGAAAUUGAGCCUAACAGAGAAUUGCGUAUUCUCAUACAGUGGAAUGGAAAAGAUGCAACCGUAUUCUUGUAAUAGGCACCGUGAUGGGAGGUUAGGUUUAUAGCAAUGCAAGGAUCGGCUGAAUUUACACCAAAUUACUCUUGAAAGCUUCUUUUGAAUAUUUGGCUUGGCCAUGCAAUUUGUAUUCAUUUUUCCUUUUCAUUUCACUCCAAGAACAAUGCUCAAGUGCUGUUUAUGCAUAUUGGUUGACUUGUACUUCAACUGGUAUGUUCUCAAAAAGGGAAGAUGAGGUCGUGGGUCCUAAUCCCCACUUAGGUAUAAUCUUUGUAGAAACAAAAAAGAGAGGUAGAAGUCGUAGAUCUCAUUAUUGGAACAUUAGCAGCAAAAUAUUGAUGCUGAGAUGGAGGAAGGAUGAUCCAAAGCGUAGCAAAGUAACUCAUAAACAUUUCUUUCUACCAAAUUUUAGGCCUGUAAAUGGUUCAAUUUUUUUAUCUGUUGAGACUGAUGCUAUCGGAACUUAUUAGUGAAAUUCUGAUAUGAUUGGAUCCAA